AUGUACACGCACAAUCUUGUCUUGUACAAUGCAAUUCCCUUUCCUGUUAACCCUAUUUUCUCGAGGACUGCUGCCAAGUAUCCCAUAUUAUCCAGUGUUUCCUCGUCAAUCAAUGAUUCUGACAUCAAUCGAUGCACAUCAAGAGUCAAAAACUCAAAGGAGAAAGAUAUUUCAUCAAGGGUGUGGAAUAUCAUUCAAGAAUUGGGUGUAGAGGGUGAAGAAGAUAAAGGAGUGUUUGAAGAUAAAAUCAGAGAGAUGAAGGCCGAAGAUGAAGCUUGUUACAAGGAUCAGAGGGAGAAUCAUCUAAGUAUUCCAUGA
Vicia faba (fava bean) is the source of this 318-nucleotide messenger RNA. Lineage: Eukaryota; Viridiplantae; Streptophyta; Magnoliopsida; Fabales; Fabaceae. The record is from the annotation of a GenBank genome assembly.